This is a messenger RNA of Drosophila hydei, 1703 nucleotides long. RefSeq lists its product as uncharacterized. The transcript is spliced from 6 exons. Bases 337 to 1317 code for a protein of 326 amino acids. The record is from RefSeq and is a predicted model, not a curated record. Gene Ontology annotation, biological process: arachidonate secretion; phospholipid metabolic process. Lineage: Eukaryota; Metazoa; Arthropoda; Insecta; Diptera; Drosophilidae.
GCGGCGUCCGGUUCUCAUAAACUUCGUUGUGCGCAUACGAUUUGAAGCGUGCGUUGCUUCGUUCCAUUUUCGUUUUGUUUCGCGUCUCGAUUUUGAAUUUUUUCGGCAUUUGUUUUUUGUUUUUUUGGUAUUUGUUGUUUCUUUUAAAAGUGAAACUGACCGACUAAGAGCAAAACCGCUUGGCAAACGCGACAGAAAUCCAUUUGAGGCAGCGCCGCAACCCGGAAGACUAUGCCGCUGGCAUAGCUGAUCAGGCGACGAUCUUAACUGGUCAAUCAAUCGAGCACAGUCCGAUAUAUACACAUAGAGAGAAGCUAUCAGCUAUCUGCUAUCAGAAUGCGUCAGAACGUCAAGUUGCAGCUGCUUGGCUCGCUGCUGUUCAGCGCGCUGCUGGGCUACCUCGGCUCCUCGGUGGCGCUGGCCAAGCCAACGCUGUCCUUUAGCCUGCCGCAUGGCCUGCAGGGAUUCCCCUCGUUCCAGUCGUUCACGCAACAGAUCAUCGAGCAGCGCAGCUUGCGUCAAAUGAAAACGUACAGCGGCAAGCGCGUUAGCAACGAUUCGCUGAUCAUGAUAUACUAUCACGAUCUGACCAUAGCCGUCACAGAGCUGGGCCCACAGAAGCUGCUGCUUGGCUGCGAGCUAAUCGAGAUUUACAACGAGAAGGAGGGCAAAAUGCUGCUCGAUGGUCUGGCGCAGUACAAUCGCCCGCUGGAGAUCAAGUUCGAUGAAAUGCUCAAGCUGAUGGACCAGUGCGAACACGUCGACAAGCUCAGCUAUGCCACCAGGCUCAAGUACAAGUCCAGCGAUGAGGGCUCUGAGCGCAGCAGCGGCAGCGGCGGCGGCGGCGGCAGCAGCAGCAGCGAGUCGAGCGUUGGCGUAUCGGGCGGCAAUGGCAGUGCCGGUGGCUCAGCGAAUCAGGAUGGCGUCGCACUCAAGCUGGCGGCGAACAUCUUUCCGCGCAGCCCCUUCUCGCUGCUAAGCGGCAUCAUACCAGGCACCAAGUGGUGCGGCACAGGCGACAUUGCCGAAACGUACAGCGAUCUGGGCAGCGAGAUGGCAAUGGAUCGCUGCUGUCGCCAGCACGAUCUGUGCCCCAUCAAGAUACGCGCCUACCAAAACAAAUACGAGCUCAUGAACGACUCGCUCUACACAAAAUCUCACUGCAUUUGCGAUGAUAUGCUGUUCUCGUGCCUGAAGAUGACCAAUACGUCUGCCUCGCAGCUGAUGGGCUCCAUUUAUUUCAACCUGGUGCAGGUGCCCUGCCUGGAUGGACGCAGCAAUCAAUAUAAGUUCCGUGCGGCCAAAGAAGGUUUCUAGGCGGAACUUUCGAAAAAGUUUUUCCUAUUUGUUUUUUGUUGAUGUUAUACCCUGCAGCCGUUGCGAAUGUGUAUUUGGGGUAGAUUUGCUAGUUUUAGUCUGUCCGCUCGUUCGUCCGUCCAUCUGCCUGGAUUAUCGAUACAUAGAUGUUUCGCAUAAUCGAUAACUUCUUACGUUUGUCAUUAGAAAUCGAUCAGAGAUUCUUCUCUCACUGCACGCAACGGCAUUCAGGGUAUUUUCUAGUCGGACCCUGCCGCCUAGACCUCUCUGCUAUUUGUUUUCUUCACUAAUUGUCUUGUUCGCGGGCUUGUACAUACAAUUAUUUCGGGCGCUACUUCGAUUAUUUAUUAAAACAAUAAACACUAUUUAGGUAUACGAAGGCGCAA